Messenger RNA from Hirsutella rhossiliensis, 1899 nucleotides. Its product is annotated as RNA recognition motif domain-containing protein. The record is from RefSeq and is a predicted model, not a curated record. The coding region runs from base 1 to 1899 and encodes 632 amino acids. Gene Ontology annotation, molecular function: RNA binding. Lineage: Eukaryota; Fungi; Ascomycota; Sordariomycetes; Hypocreales; Ophiocordycipitaceae. The transcript has 12 exons.
AUGGCACAGGUGCGCGAGCAUGACAACCCCUCGUCGCCGAGGUCCUCCAGCGGCGGCGCAGAGUCGUUCAAAGGGACGCCAGACACGCGUUUGACUGCGUUCUCGCCCGAUGAGGGCUCGUCCAAGUCGUCCAAGCUCCUUCAAGGGCUUGCCCGUUCUGCUGCAGCCACGCCACCGGGCGGUCUGCCAGCCAGCGGCUUUGGCAGCAAUGCCGCCCACUUGGAUAAGGAUCCAUUCGUCACGCCCUCUCACCAGCUCGGGACCAGGCUGUCUCCAACGGCCUCGGCGUUCAGCCCCUUCGUUGGCGCCAUCGAGAGCACCCGCUUGAGCGAGUACGGGCCGGUCGCUGCAGCCCUGAGCCACGAGUUGGGGCUAUCUCGACAUCUUGAAAUUUCUUCUCACGUCUGCAUCUCGGUGUCCGAGGUCAGCGUUUGGCUUACUGAACUGGAAGCUCGUGGGAAGCCUCUGUACGGAUCUCGGUUCCUCAACACCUUUAACGGCCAUGUCUUCGCACACUUUGUGGAUAUCAGAGAUGCUUGCUCGACUCUGGCCAGUAUCAGUCUUGCCGAGAGGGGUUGGAAGGUCGAUUAUGCCAAUCCGGCCCAGAUGCCCCAGGAAGCCAUAUGCCGCGAGAUGAUAGCGUGCAACUCCGGCCGAGUUCUGGUCUUUGCCAACGCCCCACAGUGUACUACUCCGUUGGACGUCAUCCAAGCCAUGGACAUGGUACAGGGCCUUCUCCAGUCACACGGCCGGCUCUUCGCGUUUGUCAGGCGGUCGGCUUUCCCCAACGGAUCCUUCAAGGCCGUAGCAGAGUUCUGCGACGUGUCAGCCGUCGUUCGUGCGGUGUCGAGUUUUAACAACUUCGUCACUCCCGAGGGAAUACACCUCGCCGUCUCGCUAUACAUGCCUGACAGCGCGGCGGUCCCCGGACUCGCGGGAGCCAUGCAUGGACUCCGCAUCGGUAAGGUCGUGGAUGACCAACACCAGCAGGGGUCGACUGCAUCGGCUACUCCACGACCUGCACCUGCCCAGCCGCCGUUCACAAUGUACCCGCUCAUGUUCCAGUCCCCGUUUGGCCCAGGGAUGCCUUAUAUGCUCGAUUCUUACCUUCCGGCUGCCAGUCAAGGACCAAUUACCCCCAUCGCUCCCGUGUCGCCGUCGUACCCUCUUAACUACAGCCCGUCCAGGCCGCUACCUAGCUUCGGGAGGUCCGAAGCCCGCCGGCAGAAUGCGAUGCGUAUCAGCAGAUCGUCGUAUCACGGCGUCGCGAGCCACCACAACCAUGUCGACAUCCAUCGGAUUCGCGACGGGAUAGACGUCCGCACCACGAUUAUGCUUCGGAACAUCCCAAACAAGGUCGACCAGGCGAUGCUCAAACGGAUAAUUGACGAGUCAAGCUGGGGCAAAUACGACUUCAUGUACUUGCGCAUUGAUUUUGCCAACGACUGCAAUGUCGGCUAUGCGUUUAUCAAUUUCGUCGAUUUUGUCGAUGCGCGAGGAAACCAGCGCUGGAACUGCUUCAAGAGCGACAAGGUGGCCGAGAUCUCCUAUGCCACUAUCCAGGGCAAGGACUGUCUGGUGCAAAAGUUCCGCAACAGCUCCGUCAUGCUCGAGGCUCCUCACUAUCGCCCAAAGCUCUAUUUUACCUCGAAUGGCCCCGUACCCGAGUUGGCGGGCCAGGAAGAGCCAUUUCCAGAGCCUGACAACCAGUCAAAGAUGAAGAGAAGCUGUGAGAACGCAGAACAUGUCGGUCUCUUCACUCCCAAUGCGGGGCAGCACUUCCGAGACGAGCAACGACGAAGACGCUCGCAAUACGAUCGGGGGACUCGAUUGGCUGCUCUGGAGGAGUACGACUAUGAGACGGCCAUCCAGCACAUGUACGGCACGGCAAUGCCGUGA